AACUCUAUCUAUUUACUUGUGCACAAUUUUUAUCUGGACAUCCACAAAUCCUCCUACACAAGUCGACAAUCGAUAUAUCACUACAGGGCUUCAAUGAAUCCAUCCGAUUUGUCGCAAAUACCGCACCAAUUGUUACCAGAAGUGAUGGACAAUGUCAUCACAUCUCCAGAUAAUUCCUCGUUGUCAGAUUAUCCUACAAGCGACGAUCAAUACUGGGAUAAUAUCGAGGAAUCGGAGUUCCCUACUCAAUCGUCGUCUACACCUCUACCUCAGAUACGGUCACAACAACAAGAUGCUCGAAGAACUCGGAAAUUGAAUGAGGUUCUUAAAGUGAUGUCUAAAAAUGGUUGGAGCCCAGCUACGUUUAUACGAUUAUUUAUAGCUGAGAAGGGUGACCUUCGUUCUCGACGUUACAAGACUCCAUUUCUUCGACAUAAAGAGAUGCAGAAAAUUCUACAUCAACCUUUCUUUUUAGAUCUAUUUCUCUUGCAACUGCACAGCGAAUUCAAUGAGUUGAUUCAGCAAUCACACUUUGGCAAAUACGAUGAAUCAACCGAUCUUGAAAACGUCAAUUUUCAAGAUAUGCUUCAUACAAUACAAGUAUCAGCACCACUAUGGAAUCAAGUAUUAUCUACUUUACUUGUGGGGCCCAGAAGUCAGAAUUCUGCCGAACGGAAAGCUCUUAUCUCUAUUACCUCUAUAAUAUGUUUCUCUCGAGCACCACUUCUUUCUAAUUUUCUCGCCAAAUCACUCGCUAUUUAUCUUUACAGUACUGGGACAAAAACUCGAAGUCUUGACACCUUAAAUGGCAUGGGGAUAUGUUCUAGCUACAAAACAGUACAAAGAUUAAUUCCAGAGUUAGCCCGCAAUGAAAAGGAGACGACCCGUAAACAAAGUACAAACCCCCAAUCAGUGAUUACGUACGACAAUAUGAACUUCAAGGAUACAAAACGUGACGAACAUGCUGGACAUAAAGCUGUUGUGACGCCUUUAACAAACCGGGUGGUUGCUAGGUAAGCGCAAACUUAAAGAACAAAGCCCCCCCCAGUCACAAUUGGUCGUCAUUUUCGAUGACGAACGUGUCGCCAACUUUGCCAUCUCU
Messenger RNA from Talaromyces proteolyticus, 1102 nucleotides. RefSeq lists its product as uncharacterized. NCBI's taxonomy places the organism in Eukaryota, Fungi, Ascomycota, Eurotiomycetes, Eurotiales, Trichocomaceae. The record is from RefSeq and is a predicted model, not a curated record. The transcript is spliced from 2 exons. Bases 94 to 1017 code for a protein of 307 amino acids.